AUGAUACGCCGUCGCCUAUUCAACACAAACCUAACGGCGACGGGCGGCGACCACAUCUCAGACGACUCGAAACCUAAUCAAGCCCUUCUCGCCAAUGCUCCCCCGAUAGGACCAGAUCUCACAACCAUACGCGAUAUCGCCGAGCUCAAACUCAGCUUUCAGCAAAUGAACUCGAAGAUCCAUCAGGCUACUAGUGCGGCUCCACAAAUCGUGAGCGUACUCGCUGCAACCUCGCGAACCCCUUUUACUAGCGCACUGACCAGUGUGCAACUCGGGAAGAUAGAGAAGCUGCGCCUCCCUGAGUACAAGCCCGGAGGAGAUCCGGUGGAACACAUGACGGCUUUCAAUAUCGCGAUGGCACGCGCUCGACUCUCCGAUGAAGAAAGGGACGCAGGCUACUGUCAACUGUUUGUCGAGACUCUCCACGAGCAGGCCCUGACCUGGUUCUCCCAACUAGAGGAGAACUCAAUCGGAAGCUUUCGUGACCUAUCACCGGGUUUCCUCAAGACAUCCAUUAUGUUCACAAAGCGCAGUGUCACUGCUUCUAGCCUGUGGAACCUCAACCAAACAAAAGAUCAGAGCCUCCGCGACUACAUGGAGAAGUUCAAAGCAGUAGUCUCAAGGAUUGAAAUCCCAGACGGCAUCGCCUUCGAUGCCCUGUGGAACACGUUGUGGGUCCGCUUUAAGUUCCGAGAAGACUUAUACCAAAAUCCAACCACGUCGCUCCAAGACGCUAUCGCUCGUUCUGACAACUUUAUCCCAAUGGAAGAAGAUACAAAUGCAAUCCUCAGCAAGAUGAACGCACUGAAAGCACCAGCGACGAAAAAUGCCAACACGCGACAAGAACCGCGCCAGCAUACUCCUAGCGACAAAACGGCCGAAAAGACGGUUACAUUCCGCGGAGAAGGGUGGAACAAAUGGGUCAAAGAGCUCGACUCGUCUGGUGAGCUAACUGAUACUGUCUGCGCGACUCAACCUGCUGUAGCAGCAGGUCCGACGGCAGGCCCUUCCAGAACCGUCGAUCUCACCAAACAUUGCAAAUAUCACGACGUCAAAGGACAUGAUACGACAUAG
Brassica oleracea var. oleracea is the source of this 1074-nucleotide messenger RNA. RefSeq lists its product as uncharacterized. The transcript has 2 exons. The coding region runs from base 1 to 1074 and encodes 357 amino acids. The record is from RefSeq and is a predicted model, not a curated record. Lineage: Eukaryota; Viridiplantae; Streptophyta; Magnoliopsida; Brassicales; Brassicaceae.